AUGGAUCCAAACAAGAAAACCCACGAGAACACUGUCAUCAAUCUGACAAACGAUGAUGGUGUCGACUUGCCAAACCCCCAAAACGCACAGUCCAAACGCGCAAACAAUGGAGCUGGCCCAGGCACUCUCGCCAUGAUCCCCGAGCCUCAUCCUCAAAUCCGCCAACCAGCUGUGUACUUCAAUGCCGAUGCGCCCGUCAAUACCCUCAUGCCAAACGCGGGACAACAACGUCUUCCAAUCGAAGUCCGCGAACGCUGGAUGGAAGCUUACCAGCUGUCGGGGGCUAGAAUGAUGCGCCCGCAGCCGAACCAACCUGGAGCCCACGGACUGCCAACCACUUCGGAUGCCUGGGUGCGCAAUAAACUCGCAGUCAUCGAGAACUAUCUGCAGAUCGCACAAGUUCGAGCCCAGGCGCGGCCUGCAAUGAACCCUGUUGAGAAUCGGCUGCAGACAACGGCGCCUUUGCAGGGAAUUGUGACACCUGCAGUUGCACAAGCUUCACAGGGAAUAUCAGGCCAGCUUAGCACCGCGAACCCAAACCCAAACCCAAACGUGCGAGGCAGCCGAGUUCAGCACCUGGUCUCCCCGGCGCACCGCGGACCUCGACCUCAACCUCAACCAUCUCCACGAGGAAUACCAGGUGGGCUUCGACCCAGUCCCGUCCAGCAACAAGGCGCCCCGGCGCACCAGCUCCCUCGAUCAGGACCUUUCCGACCUACACCACUCCGACGCCUUGCUCCUGCACCUGCACCUGCACCUCGAGCCCCAGUUCCAGGUCCAGGUCCAGGUCCAGCUCCAGCUCCAGCACCAACUAUGCCCGAAACCGAGCGCGCAACGCUCCAAGCCCAAAUCUCCACGCUGCACGAAACCAUCAUAAAAAUAAUGACCUGCAGCCGUCGCAAAGUAGUCGAGCUGCACGGCGACCUCACGCGCAAAGAAGCGGAGAUAGCACGCACAACAACCGACCUGGACAACACGAUCAAGGCGCUGCGCUCGGACAUAGCAGACGGGAAGAAAACCCAGGCUGAGCUGCGCCGGCUUCUGCGCGUCGAGAAAAAGCAGAACCGCAGACUCGAUCGCCGCAUCCUGUUUCAUCGGAAUGUCAACAAGCGUGCGGCGGAGAGACUCGACGCCGUGAGAAAGCAGGUUGCGCAGCUUAGUCGCGCUGUGGAGUUGCCGCAGGGUGAGCGGGAGAAGGCGCUGCGGGCGCAUACGGAGAACUUGGAGCAUUUGAAUCGGUUGCUUGCGUUGAAGGUGCAGAAGGAGAUGGCUGAGAUGGCUGAGAUGGAGGUUCAGGAAGGCGAUGGAGUGGACAUGGAUGAAAAUGAAGAUGGAGAUGGGUUCGAAAUGGAAGACAAUGUCAACACAGUCCCAAGCCCGGCGGGAGGUGACGAAGUGGCCAACACCGACGCCCCCGGACCCUCUGGGGAUCCCAACCCUUCAUCAAGCCCGAUCUCAGCUAACGACGAUAACGACACUGAGUCCGAGGCAGAUCCUACUCCCACGACCACCACAGAACAACCCGGCCAGUUCCACUCAGAAGAAGGGCUCUGGACGCGCGGCCAUUUCCGAAAGAAUCGGGAUGGCGCUCCCACAUAUGUCAAGGGGUCCUGGCGCCGGCUUGGACGGGUCAAUCGCAAGAAGCAGAAAAUCAGUUCGAUUCGGGGCAAAGUGGUCGUGGGGUCGAGACCGGAGCCGAUCCGUGCUGGAAUUACGAUAGCGGAUGCCGUUGAUGAGGCCGAGGGGAACGAUGGUGAGGCUCAGAACGGUCAGAAUGAAGCUACGCCUGAGGAGUCAAAUAACCUGGAAGUUGAAGCAGCGGCCGAGUGA
This is a messenger RNA of Aspergillus mulundensis, 1830 nucleotides long. RefSeq lists its product as uncharacterized. Lineage: Eukaryota; Fungi; Ascomycota; Eurotiomycetes; Eurotiales; Aspergillaceae. The record is from RefSeq and is a predicted model, not a curated record. The transcript has a single exon. Bases 1 to 1830 code for a protein of 609 amino acids.